CGCGCCAAGCUCAAGUGUAAACAUAGUCGUUGACUCCUAUGUCCGAGGUUCUCCUGUGUCCAAAAUUCCCGGCAAAUUAUUGCUUCUUCAGUAGUCUCAAGACUCUCAUGCCAGUGUAACAUCACUUGCAGUCCCACCACUUGACCACAAAGACAACCAGAAACACUGCUGCAGCCCAUUGAUAAUGGAUAACAACCCAGAGGAAUGUUCAGUCUGUUUUAACCAUUAUGAUGAUCUACUUCGGCCACGAUGUCUACCAUGUGGUCACACAUUCUGCUCUCAGUGUAUUGACAAAGGUAUCGCGAAUGUUCAGUUGACCUGCCCUGCCUGCUGCACCCAGCACAGUGCCACUACCGCUGCUCAGUUUCCGAUCAAUUAUGAUAUGGAGGCCUUAAUCAGGAAACAUAAAAGUACUCAGGUUGAGCCACUGCAAACAGUGGCAGCAAAACCAUAUCAAGGUCCUGCAAGAGGCAUUAGCAAGAUGUUAUGGUCUCUGGUUGAAGCACAAAAGAACAGCAUCAGCAGCCUCAUUACUGCUUGUGAAGAGGCACUGGCCGAGCUGGGUGUGUACCAGGGGCAGCUGGGGGACUGGAAGACUCAACACCUCCAACUGCAGGAUAGACUCUAUGGUCUGGUAGAACAGAACAAGGCAGCAAUGGAGCUCUUGGAGCUGGAGAAUAUCAGUGUGGUGGACAUGACAACACAAGGAGAGGCAGGGAAGGCACAGCUGCAAGCCAUGUUGGGGGGCCUCAACAUUGUCAACACAGCACAGGAGGCUAUUACAACGAUAGACACAGCUGAUCAUUGCAACAUGGAGGUAGAAGUUUGGCUCCAGAAGUGCCAGGAACUGUUCCCAGAUGUCAACGCUGUCCACACCUCAGUGAAGGUGCAGGAGACCAUCAGGAAGGCCCUGGAGAUGAUGACCACAGAGGCAGGUGUCACAGCUGACCAUGUCUACCUCGGGGACUCGGCCUCCAGCAUCAUGAUUAAAGUUCAGGAAAUCAAUUUAGGAAUCUGUCAUGAAAAAUUAACUGUUGAUGACCUCCGCAGGAUGAGUGAGCCGGUCAAGAGGCUGGUGGAGGCUGGUCGGGUAUUGGCUGUCCAGCAAGACCAAGAUGGCUGCCGCUCAGCAAGGAUAACUUUACAAGAUGGAAAACUGUACCUCCACCCACUCAUGCAUCAGCCCAUGCCUGCCUAUGCCCACACCCUUCAGGAGAGUGAGAUUGUUGGCCUGAUGAACCCGUCCUGCCCCCUUGUGUUUCUGGACCUUGGGUGGGCGGGAUCAACAAGAGGGAGGGUUACCAUCCAGCUGAAACAUGAUGUUGGUUUGUCCAGACAGUUUGUGUUUUUGUGUACAGGCCAGCGGGGCCACACCUACCUCAACACUAAACUGUUGAAGGUGGUGGGCAAGGGUGAAGUAGGGGAAUAUGUGUAUGGUGGAGAUUAUGAGAGUAAUGAUGGUAAGGGAGGAGCCCCGCUGCUGCCUAACAUAGAGGGAGCAGAGUGUAAGUACUGGGAGUCAUACAAGGCAGGAACUGUGUGGCCUGCGUGUAAUCCCCAGGGGGCUCGAAGUACCCAGUUUGCCAUCACCACCAUUGACAAUAAUGAAUGGGAGAUGUAUUCAGAUAUCUUCGGUAAGGUGGUGAGUGGCCUGGAUGUGGUGAGGGAAGCAGUCAGUCACUCUAAAAUCACAGAAGUGACUGUAGUGGACUGUGGUAUUGUGCUGUCAUACUAGUUCACACUAUAGUACUACCAACCUUCACCAUCACUCUUGUUAACUAGGAGGCCUGGUCUGAGACCGGGCUCUGGGGACUUUGAUCCUCAGAACCAGCACAAGGCAGUCAUCAUCAUUCCAGUGGUGGACUUGGGUGUUGUUCUGCCAUUCCUUUGUCUUCAUAAUCUUGCAUCAGUGUCAUCAUCCUUCAUGUGUCACACUAAUCACAUGAAACUUUCAUGUUUGCAUCAUUUUAACUUUCCUUACCAUCAUUUCUAUCACCACACCUGCCUCACUAUCAUUGCUAUUUCACCAUCACUGCACCUGCCUCACCAUCACUGCUAUAUCACAGCCCAUCCUCCUGUUUUGUCUGUACAUAACGAUGUAACAAGUACCUAGCGAUGUAAAGACAGUAACGAUGAGGAUCAAAUACCAAUGUACAACGAAAUUAGAAAAUGUAAAUCUGAACCAUUGCAUUGGACAAACUGCAAAACAAUUUUUUACUUGUGUUGCUUUGACAAACUAAACUAACCUAACCUUCCUAGGUCUAAUACACGAUAUCUGAGGCCUAAUAUAGUACAUAUGUGUGCUAUAUUGUGCCUAGGAAUAUUUAUAUUAGUUUUUAUAUUAUCUAAACAGGAGGAUGGGUUGUAUAUCACCAUCAAUACUCAACACAAAACAGCAAUUAGAUCAGUAAUGAACUUGAGCCCCAGGCAGCACUCGUCCCUUCACUUAAAUCUUUGAAUAUGUUUGAUGUUUAAGUCACUGCACAUCCUCUCAAGUGUACUGUGUGUAUAGUAUAUAUAAAACACUGAACUGCAAUGCCCCAAUCUAAAGCACUUCCUAGAGGAAGUGCUUUAGAUUGGGCAGAGGAAGGAAGGAAGAGGAAGUGCUUUAGUUCUGUUACAUGGAAGAGCACUUCCAUGUAACAGAACACAUGGGCAUCACACUAGAAACAAAUACAGUAUCUAUUUAGAAAUGCUCUGUAAAUCAAGGGUCCCAAAGUGUGAAGUGGCUUCCCUAAUCACAUCAAAGACUGUCCCUCUCUCAAUCAGUUUGAGAGAAACUAAUAGUUACCUGAUAACCUACCUUGUGUAAUGUACCGUACUUCUUAAAUUUCAACCUAUAUUUUGCUGUUAUUGAACACUAAUUACAGAACCCAUACAACUGCUGUUAUCUGCCGUGUACAAAUUUUUUAACAAAAAAUUUCAUUUUGUUUAUUCUGUAAAAAUUAAUCUGUUCUGUUAGAAUUUCUGCUAAUGCAAUUACCGGCUGGCCUAGUGGGACAGCACGCAGGAUACGUGAUCCUUUGGUCCCGGGUUCGAUCCCGGGCGCCGGCGAGAAACAAUGGGCAGAGUUUCUUUCACCCCAUGCCCCUGUUACCUAGCAGUAAAUAGGUACUUGGGAGUUAGUCAGCUGUCAUGGGCUGCUUCCUGGGGGUGGAGGCCUGGUCGAGGACCGGGCCGCGGGGGCACUAAAGCCCCGAAAUCAACUCGAGAUAACCUCAACCAUCACCAUGUAAUAAUUGUCAUUGUUUCUAUUUCCCUUUUUCAAUUCAGUUUUGCUUUUGAUCUCACUUAAUUUUAAGUUCUUUAGUUUUAAGUUUUUCUACCUUAUGCAUAUAUUAGUGGCUUUAGCUCUGCAUAUUAGUGGCUUUAAACAUAGUACUUUCCUCGCCUAUAAAUCCUACAUUCUUCUUGUAUCCUCUGUAUGUAUGUGUGCACUGCCCAAAAUACUAUGCAUGUUAUUGGCUUUGCAAGAAUGUA
Messenger RNA from Procambarus clarkii (red swamp crayfish), 3480 nucleotides. RefSeq lists its product as uncharacterized. NCBI's taxonomy places the organism in Eukaryota, Metazoa, Arthropoda, Malacostraca, Decapoda, Cambaridae. Gene Ontology annotation, biological process: protein peptidyl-prolyl isomerization; protein ubiquitination. The record is from RefSeq and is a predicted model, not a curated record. Gene Ontology annotation, molecular function: ubiquitin protein ligase activity; peptidyl-prolyl cis-trans isomerase activity.